ACCCCUCUCGCGCCGCUGCCUGUGCCUUGCAAGCACUAGCGAUGGCUACGGCCCCAACCCUUUUGCUAGUCGAAGACUAAAGCUCCCGGCGCGGCCCCAGUCCCGAUGGCGGCGGCGGCGGCGGCCCUAGCCGCGGCCGGCGCCCCUCCUGCAAUUCCUCAGGCGGCAGGAGCCGGAGGGCCCACCGCCCGCCGAGACUUCUACUGGCUUCGCUCUUUCCUGGCCGGAGGUAUUGCAGGAUGCUGUGCUAAAACAACAGUUGCUCCUUUGGAUCGAGUAAAGGUUUUGUUACAAGCUCACAAUCACCACUAUAAACAUUUAGGAGUAUUUUCUACAUUGCGUGCUGUUCCCAAAAAGGAGGGAUACCUUGGAUUGUAUAAAGGGAAUGGUGCAAUGAUGAUUCGAAUCUUUCCCUAUGGUGCAAUCCAGUUUAUGGCGUUUGAGCAUUAUAAAACGUUGAUUACUACAAAGCUGGGAAUUUCUGGUCACGUGCACAGAUUAAUGGCUGGAUCCAUGGCAGGUAUGACAGCAGUUAUCUGUACUUACCCUCUUGACAUGGUUAGAGUACGCCUAGCAUUCCAAGUGAAGGGGGAGCACACUUACACAGGAAUUAUUCAUGCAUUCAGAACAAUUUAUGCAAAGGAAGGUGGUUUCCUUGGAUUUUACAGAGGCCUGAUGCCUACUAUAUUAGGAAUGGCUCCAUAUGCAGGUGUUUCAUUUUUUACUUUUGGUACCUUAAAGAGUGUUGGGCUUUCCCAUGCUCCUACCCUUCUUGGCAGACCUUCAUCAGACAAUCCUAAUGUCUUAGUUUUGAAAACUCACAUAAACUUACUUUGUGGUGGUGUUGCUGGAGCAAUAGCACAGACAAUAUCCUAUCCAUUUGAUGUAACUCGUAGGCGAAUGCAAUUAGGAACUGUUCUUCCAGAAUUUGAAAAGUGCCUUACCAUGUGGGAGACGAUGAAGUAUGUAUAUGGACACCAUGGAAUUCGAAAAGGAUUGUAUCGUGGUUUAUCUCUGAACUACAUUCGCUGCAUUCCCUCUCAAGCAGUGGCUUUUACAACAUAUGAACUUAUGAAGCAAUUUUUUCACCUCAACUGAAAAAUUAUGAUUUGCUUUCCUAAACAAACUCUCAGAGGGACAAGUAAAAUGUUACUUUAAUUUUGGGAAGAACAUUACUUGAAGGGGGGAUAUUUACCCUGUCACAGGAAUCACUGGUAUUUAAUACUUGAUCUUUUUCAUUCAUCACAAAUCAAGAGCACUUGCUAUACCUUUAAUACCAAAAGCUGCACCAUAGAACAUUGAGAAAAAAUUCCUAAACUGAUGCUGGCUAAUCAGUUAGGUUGUUUAGGUUGAAAUGAUUUAAAAGUGUUAUUUGGAAGUAGAACUAACUUAAAAUGGGAUUCCGAAGGUUGCCAUUAACUUAUAAUGCUGUUCUAAGCUUUUAAUUGUAAUCAUGAUAUUCCAAGAUUCUGCUACUGGUUAUUAUCAUUAUAAUAAGCAGGCUUUGCAGCAGAAGGACAAGAAAUGAACUUUUAAGUUACAUAACCCAUAGCUGAGAAGCCAGCAUUGGAAUAUUACUGUUUUUCUUCUUAAAACUGCUCCAUUAAGCCCUGGCUGGCGUAGCUCAGUGGAUUGAGCGUGGGCUGGGAACCAAAGUGUCCCAGGUUCGAUUCCCAGCCAGGGUACAUUCCUGGGUUGCAGGCCAUAACCCCCAGCAACCACACAUUGAUGUUUCUCUCUCUCUCUCUCUCCCUCCCUUCCCUCUCUAAAAAUAAAUAAAUAAAAUAUUAAAACAAACAAACAAAAAAAAAAACUGCUCCAUUGGAUAAAGGGACAAAACUCUUUUUCUCUUCAUUAAAAACAAAAUCAUUGUAUUUAAAAAGUAGUCAUGUAGAGACUCAGCAAUAAAUGAAGAAUUUUCAGGUAUUGCUCAAAUGUUAUUACCAGGUAUUAUGACUGAUUUGUAUAUUUUAAAAAGUCAGUGUAUUUCCCAAAGGCAGUAAUAGUAAAUACUGCCUGCUCUAAAAACAGAUUAGCAUUAUAGAUUUGUUUUGUUAAAUGAUUUGGUGUAUAGUAGAAAAUAUGUUUAAGUGGACCAUGAAAUAUCCAUGAACAUAGAUGUGAAUGUCAAAGACUGUUUCUAAACAUUGUCAUGAUACAUUUCCAACUAGUUCUUCCAUGUAAAAUAAUUUUAGUGCAAUAUAAACUUAAGUAGCAAUGCAAAAAUUAUUUGAAUUGCUAUCCUUUAUAUUAAAAUGGUUUAAAAUGUAAGAAUUCCAUUUAUUGUAUUUAGAAUACUUUGUAUGUUUUAUUAUAAGCAUGAUAAAGAUGGGAGGGAAACACAGUUUUGUUCUCAGAAAUAGUGAUUUGUAGAAUUGAUGUGUAUUUAAGACAUUAGAAAACCAAGUUGAAAGUGUUAUUUCUGCUCAAAUUUUUAUUUUUUGCAUAAAAAUUUCUUGUCACACCUUAGUAAAAAUUAGAUGAACUGGUUUCAUUUUCAAAGUCUUUAUUUUAAAACAAAUAUGUAUCUUUGUAUGAUUUUGUAAGUGUAUGUGCACGUGGAAAUACAUGUGUUCCUAAAACUUACGUAAUUUUUAUUUUUUUCCUUUUUAUAGAAUUUAUUGGGAUGACACUGGUUAACAAAAUACAGGUUUCAGGUUCACAAUUCCAUAACACAUCAUCUGUACACUGUAUUGUGUGUUCACCACCUGAAGUCAAGCCUCUGUCCAUCACCAUUUAUUCCCCCACACCCUCCUCCACCCCACCUCCCACCCUGCGAUUACUGCAGUCCUCCCUCCCCCACAGCUGCUCUCUAUGUGUCUGUCUCUAUCCUAAAACUAUUUUGUGUAUUUUAAUUUCUGGACUACACUAUAACUAAAUAUUGUCAUCAAAUCUCAAGAUUAUUUAAAUGUAUAAAAUAAGUAUCUCAGUUAUGUUAUCAAUAAAAAGGACUGAAAAUAUUUUAAAAAUA
This is a messenger RNA of Phyllostomus discolor (pale spear-nosed bat), 2971 nucleotides long. It is a transcript of the gene SLC25A16, whose product is annotated as solute carrier family 25 member 16. The record is from RefSeq and is a predicted model, not a curated record. Lineage: Eukaryota; Metazoa; Chordata; Mammalia; Chiroptera; Phyllostomidae. Gene Ontology annotation, cellular component: mitochondrial inner membrane. The coding region runs from base 106 to 1098 and encodes 330 amino acids. Gene Ontology annotation, biological process: transmembrane transport. The transcript is spliced from 9 exons.